ACUAUACCACCAUUCACUAAAUAUUAGUUUUUGUGGACGCACAGAUAGUUUUAGAAUAUAGUAACAAGUCCAAUAUCACCAUUAUCUCCCAUCUCUCAUCAGCCAUCAGCCAUCGUUGUUUCUUUCUCUAUUUUCUACUUUUACAUCUUUUUCUUUACUCUCUUGCUCACAACCGGUCUCAGAGAGUAAAAAAAACCAUGGAUGGGGCGCUCAACGCCAUUCACAUUGUCAGGCUGUCCUACAGCUGGCUGUCCUCGCUGACCUGGUACGUGCCCUUGGACACACCCCUCUCACACAGGAGCAGCAGCUACGCCAGCAGCAGCUUUGCCUCUGAUCCGGACGACAAGGACCAGUUGUCCUGGGCCAACGUAGGCGUAGCAGCGUUACUCUUGGGCAUCAACGUGGCUCUGUCCACAUGGCUUGGGCUGGGCCUGAGCCGCAAUCUCGUCGUAUCCGCCACACGCUGCGUUGUGCAACUGACGCUUCUGGGCAUGGUGCUCAAGCAGAUUUUCCUGACUGAGAACCCAGUGUAUAUACUGGGCAUGGCGCUUGUGCUGGGCACACUCUCCGCCGUCGAAGUGACCUUUUGGCGGGCCAAGCGGCGGUUCCCAGGCAUGUUCCUUGGCACACUGCUCUCGAUCCUCGGUAGCGCGCUCAGCGUCGGGCUCUUCGGCAACGCAUAUGCACUGGGCAUGGAUCCAGCAUACACCGCGGUCAAGUUCAUACCGACCAUCGGCAUGCUUUUCGGCAACUGCAUGAUCGGCGUCACCAUCGGGAUGAACUCUGUCAUGGACUCGCUGGACGCCCACCGCGACAUUACCGAGCUGAUGCUCUGCUACGGCGCGUCGCGCUGGGAGGUGAUGCGGCCGAUUGUGGUCAAAGCCAUGCGCUCCUCCCUGCUGCCGACCAUAACCAACAUGGGCAUCACCGGAUUAAUCUCUAUUCCCGGAGUCAUGACUGGGUGGAUCCUCGGCGGUGCCGACGUGCUGCAGGCCGCCAGGUACAGCAGAUCAUUCUCUUCAUGAUCUCCGCCUCCGCCGCCAGCAGCUCCCUACUUUCCACCAUCUUCUGCGCCUCAGUCCUCAUUGACCGCACACCACGCUUACGCCUAGACCGUCUGUCUUCCUCCGACUCGUUCUCCUCCGGCUCUGCC
Kickxella alabastrina is the source of this 1153-nucleotide messenger RNA. RefSeq lists its product as uncharacterized. The transcript has a single exon. The record is from RefSeq and is a predicted model, not a curated record. Lineage: Eukaryota; Fungi; Kickxellomycota; Kickxellomycetes; Kickxellales; Kickxellaceae. Bases 198 to 1025 code for a protein of 275 amino acids.